AUGGAUGAUGUUAUUGACGAAGAACAAGUAUUGGAGAACGCUCAGAAUUACAGCCAUGGCACCGAGGUUUUUAAGACAACACCACCGCCAAGCGUCGCGGCGUGGGUAAACUUACAGGUCCAUUGACAACGAAAGAGAUAACAAGGGAGAAAAACCAUUGGAUCGAGAGAGUGCAAAGAAACAUUUGAACUAACGAAAGAAGAGACAGGAAUUCUCAAGUGCAUGCAAAAGCAGGAUACAAGGCUACCAACCAACCUACGUAUACAUUGAAGGAGAUUUGUUCGCGGAGAAGCUGAUCCUACACAUGCACGACCAAGUUUUGCAUUUAGGAACUGCGAACACUACGGCUGCUACAAGAUACGAAUGGUGGAUACCAAAACUAAAGUCCAAAGUAAAGAAGAUUAUCAACACAUGUAACACGUGCGAGGUAUACAGAGCCAAACCAUACGGACUUACACGAAUACUGCCGCGAUGCCCACCUUUCGUACUGACGAAGGAAGACCCUUCCAGACAAUAGGAGUUGAUUUUGCGGGGCCCUUGAGCUACAAGGUGUCCAGAAAGGAACUGAGUAAAUGUUACAUACUAAUAAUUACCUGUGCCAGCACACGGGCGGUACACUUGGAAAUGAUGAAGUUCCAGACAGCUGAUGAAUUCCAGCGAAGGUUAAAUACAUUCAUCACGAGAAGAACAAGACCAGAGUUGAUCAUUUCCGACAACGCCAUAGUGUUUAAUUAAAGCUACAGCAAGUUGGAUUAAAGAGGUAAGAAAGAGCGAGAUCCUACAAGACGACCUUGCCAAGAAAGACAUAAGAUGGCGGUUUAACCUUUCCAAAUCCCCUCGGUGGGGAAAAUGUAUGAGACUGCUCAAGGACGUAAAGAAAACUGUUUACAAGACGCUGGGCAGAACAAUCAAAUUUCUAAAAAUCCGCCAUUAUCAAGCAUAUUUGAACAAAAUGACCGAUUUUUUGACAUUUGUAUCGCUAUAUCUUCGCGAAAAAUGGUCGUAUUAAGAAACAGACUUCAGUUUUAAGAUUCUCUCAAGGUCGUCUACCGAAUAAGUGCAUAAAAUUACCAAUAGCUAACUGUUAUUUUUUUAGCGCCAACUUUGUGAUGUCACUUUCCCGCCAAAAAUGUAGCAAUUCGAAAAACAAAAACAUACGAUUUGUAAGAAUGAUAUGUUCUAUGUUCACGGGAAAUUUAGUAGAAACAGGAUGAAAAUUAAAGAAAUUGAAGCAUAUUGGCGCUUUUGCAUGCAUUUUUGAGAGGCGUGAGCUAGUGUUAACACCGAAUAUCAUGAUAUGGGGACAAAAUUGCGAUAUUCUAGAGAACGAUGAUUCACAAUCGAGGCAAAGAUAAGGUCGUGAGAAGCGCAGCGAAGUCACACAAGGGACACCAAAUCGAAAGACUACUUCAGCUAGUAUGUUCAUUAGAACUGAAAGACCCCAUUGAAUAUGCAGAGAAAGAAUCCGCGAAGACCAAUCCUGAUGAUGGGAAGACAAGAAACCGACGAAGUGCAGCUGAGGACGCAAAAAAGAAAAUCAAACAGCUUGCUGAGCACGAGGAUAUUUAA
Molecule: messenger RNA, 1569 nt
Organism: Paramuricea clavata
Lineage: Eukaryota; Metazoa; Cnidaria; Anthozoa; Malacalcyonacea; Plexauridae
Source: the annotation of a GenBank genome assembly